CUUCUGCUUUAUCCAAGACCGCUGGUGCAGCAUUCUGGCCGUUUACUGCUGCUCCCUCUUCUCCCUCACAAACCCCCCUUGAAACCUUUGCCAUCGGAGGUAUGGUCAACCAUAUUCACCCAUGUCCUCAGUGCCACAGACCACACACCCGGGCAUCCCAGUAGCUGCAAUAAACCGUGGCAGCCAUUGCUGUUGGUAUGCAAGAGUUUUACAAGCGUUGUAAUGCCGCUGUUUUUCUCCCGCGUACGCAUCUGCACCCUCACUUCCCUUGACAUGUUCACCUCCCGUCUCCAAAACGCAGACAAGAAAUGGGACUCAAUCUGCCGCAUUCCAUACUCUACUCCCGGUCGGUGGGUGCAAGUCCUCGAUCUCGCCUGUCUCCCAAAGUUUGAAGCGUUCGUCAUUGACUCGCUCCUGACCCAAUUGUUUCCCUUGCUCCCCUUUCUGACGCGCUUGUCAAUUAACCCGACGAUGUCUAUGAGCCGUCGAGCUCUGGCUGCAUUGGCACUACGAGACGGAUGCCAAAAUUUGCGCGUUCUAGAGGGAAUAUCUUACGACCCUUCUUUCAACUCCUCGAUCACCACAAGCAAUGACCCGCUUGUACAACUCUUGCAUUCCUGCCCCAACUUGGAGCAGCUGGAAAUGUUCGGCUUAGGGCUCGAUCCGGCAGACAUCGACAGCACGUCAGACGCCGAGAGCGGCAUGCAAACGAUAUGCAACCUGUCUCUUCAUCUCGGACAACUCCAUACCCUCGCCCUCCUUUCUAUGCCGUCGUCGUCUCUGCUUUGGGCACUCAUCAACACCAGCCUUCCUUCUCUGCGUAAAGUCACGGUCACCCCUUAUGAUGAUAUACCCUAUCCCAUCUCUCUCGUGUCACGAUUCAUCCAAGUCCACGGGCUCCUACUUCACUCGCUCUCAUUCUUCACCCCCAAGUUGUGGCCCACGCUUUUGCACACCUCUCCGUCCACGAUCUUCCACUCUGCCCCGAAUCUGAGGCAUCUCUCAUUGGAAUGUCCCCUGCCCAUGCUAACCGUCCCGCACGACUCAGACUCAUCUUCCCCGUCGCUCUGCCUGAAAAUACUAUCCAUCCCGAGGCCCAACUCUGAUUCAUGGAGGAUAUUGGAGAGACUGCUUCCCCAUUUGCCCCACCUCGUAGCCGUGCGAGUGCGGGAUGUACGGUGGCUGAGACGGGGUAUGACGCCUAGGGCUCAAGAGGCGGGUGUGCAGGGUGAGAUGAGGGGGUGGCGAAGACGGUUGGCUCGUCGGGGCAUCAACUUGCUCGAUGGAGAUUGGAAGGAAACAGACUAAAAAUCCAAAAGAGAUUUAAAGCUCAUUAUGCUUGUAUAUAGGAAUAUAUGCCUCUCCACUCAGUCCAGCAAUGCAUCAUCAGCCCGUUGGCCCUUAUGUCUAUCAUCCAGUCCCAAGCCCUCUAGCAAACAAAGUUCUUACGUGACAAGGCGACGAGAAAUGAAUGUCCGUGAGGUUUCGCUUCGUGUCAACGCUAGUACUGUGAUGGAGCAUCACAUGACAAGUCCGUAAGCCGUGAUACAACGAAAAAGGAUGGAAGGCUAGCGCCUUUCCUUUGGCGCCAGCUUUUGCAUGAGUUCAUGACGAACAAACCCCUCUCUUUUAAUAAUCGGACGGCACUCGAUACGUCCUCUUGCAAAUCAUGGCGCCAUACAGGUUCCCACUGAUUGUCCAACGCUUCACGCAUCUGCUGAGGAGGCAAUCCGCACUCGUAGACUUCCCCCGCUCGAAUGCUUCCCCGCAGGACCAUAUUGGCGCGUUCAAGUCGAACUUGGUUGUAAGCUUGGAGCACAUCCUGCAGUAAACCAUCAGCACGAACAAACUCGUCGAAGUCGCGAUGACACGGAAACAAACCCGAAGAUUUGAAAGUUUGGUGUGAGGGUGAGAGAGGAGACGAGUAAGCACAAAGGAAUCCUCGAUCCCUUGGCCAACGCCGGCUCCCAAAUGCGGACACAUGGCGUGUGCAGCGUCUCCGACCAACGCGAUGUUCUCCCUUACAAAAGUAUCCAGGGGUACCAUGGUGUGAAUUGACCACUUGCUCGUAGGGUUUUCCAUCAAAGACAACAUAGCUGUGACAUCUGGUCCACAAUCCUUGAAUGCAUCCAACAUCUCUUGUUUCGAAGCUGGUGUAACCCACUGAUGCGAGGGUACUUGCACUGAACCCAUGGGAACAGAAGGAUCCGAACUAAAGACAACAACGUUGAUCUACGGAGGCUGAGAGUCAGUAUGCAAGCAUGACGUAGGCGAACUAGCACACCGUAUUCUUAUUGUGAAUCGGGAACGUGAUGAUAUGCUAGCACAUAUCCAUGUCAGUGAGCAGGACAUCUACCUAGUGCUCCGUCAUACCUUAUGCAAACCAGUCCAGCAAAUUGGGCGCACAGAAAGAUCAGUUUUCACA
This is a messenger RNA of Serpula lacrymans var. lacrymans S7.9, 2425 nucleotides long. RefSeq lists its product as uncharacterized. The record is from RefSeq and is a predicted model, not a curated record. The coding region runs from base 223 to 1308 and encodes 361 amino acids. The transcript has 3 exons. NCBI's taxonomy places the organism in Eukaryota, Fungi, Basidiomycota, Agaricomycetes, Boletales, Serpulaceae.